AUGGCUUGUUAUGAAAUGAAAUUGGAGCUGUGUGGCUAUGGUGCUGGCCAAAGAUCAUUGCCUUUGCCAGGCUGCCGUUGCUCGUUUUUCCAGUGCCUUCUUCAGUUUUUCUUUUGGAGACACUUGGUUUGGAGGGGUGACUUUUGUCUCAGCUUUAUGUACCGAACUUUCUUCAAAAGUAUAUGUGAUAAUAUUAUUCAGUUUUGUGCAAUGCUAGUAUUAUGUCCUUAUCUGUAUCUUGAAUCUAUAAUAUCACUUAUAUACUUCUUCCUCUUUGUGAAGCCCGGUUGUUCAAGUGAGCUAUCUGGAGUCGACACAACAGAAGCCCAACUAAUUCUGAUUAAGAUAACCAGUGCUGGCUUUUGGUCGCAUGUUGAUUCUGAAUCAAGCAAAAUAGAUUCUGCUGGAAUGGAUGUUGCAAAAGAUAAAAUAGAGGUUGCUAAUGUCAAUGGAGAUGAACUGACAUUUUUGGCUUCAAAGUUUUGGUGGAAUUGGAUUGGUUCAGGUGCUAGGAGGGGAAAAUUGGUGUUUAGGUUUUGGAAGACAGAUACUCAUCAAGCUGAAACCUCUACAAGUAGCCAAAAUUCUAGGCCAGUGAUUGAAGAAACUGUCAUAAAAAAUGAUAAAGAGGAGCAUAGAAAUAGUUUUACUUUGUCAGCCAAAGAGACCCUAAAAGCCGCUAUUACACAUUUUGGCAGAAAGUGGUACAGGCGGAUCUCCUUUAUUUGGAGACACACAGUGCAGAUAAUUAGAAAUUUCCAGAAGCUGUGGGAUAUUGCUGGUAUACGCCUAAAUCUUGAUAUUCCCAAAUGGAUGCAUAUCCUUCAUUUGGAGAAGUUUAACAGUAAUGCAGUGCAAUGGCUUACAAAGGCGAGCAAAUCUGAACCUACAUAUUUGUACACUACGGAAAAGGGUUAUUUCUUGUUACCUGAAAGUGCAAAGUUCCGUCAUAAUGUACGAACUGUCAAUGUUAGCAUAUCAGCUUGGCACUCAUGCUUUGGAAAUAGGUGGCAGCAACUACUCAUAAACAGAUUUGUUGGAUAUGAUACAAUUUUAAUCAACAGUUUAUUAAGUUCUCCUGGCCAAGGUUAUCUGUAUAACUACCAAACAAAAGAAUUCUAUAACCUUAGCUAUGCACAAGAACCUCCAGAAGGCCCAGCUAGGUUUGGAGACUACCUAGUAACAAAAUGCGGUGUGCUUAUGAUGUCCUUGUUUGUAUUUUUUACUACCACAAUGUCUGUAUCAUUUACAUUGAGAGAAACACAGACUCGAAUGCUGAAGUUUACAGUGCAGCUUCAACACCAUGCUCGGCAUCGCCUUCCGACAUUUCAGUUGAUCUUUGUACAUGUAAUUGAAUCACUGGUUUUUGUUCCUAUUAUGAUUGGUAUUCUGUUCUUUCUCUUUGAGUUUUAUGACGACCAGCUGCUUGCCUUCAUGGUCUUGAUUCUUGUCUGGUUGUGCGAACUCUUUACUCUCAUUAGUGUCCGAACGCCAAUUUCAAUGAAGUUCUUCCCUCGCUUCUUUUUGCUGUAUUUUCUGGUCUUUCACAUAUAUUUCUUCUCUUAUUCAUAUGGUUUUUCAUAUUUGGCUCUAUCUACUACAGCAGCUUUUAUGCAACAUCUUAUCUUGUACUUUUGGAAUCGUUUUGAGGUAAGAAAUGAUAAAUGUUGGCGUGUUACAACUUUACAAGUCCUGAGUAAAGGGCCCAGUGUCAUUGAGGCAUUGGAGAUUGGACCCUCCUUAGGUUCUUCACUUAUCAUGGUAAUGGUAUCAUUGACAUGUUUAAUCCUAAAUGAGGACCUGAAGAAGGGGAUAGGAAAUAAGGGCCAAGUACCGGCAUUGCAAAGAUUCAUGCAAAAUCGACGGUCACAUCAACAAGACUUUCACAUUACCUCAUCUACUAUUCUUGCGUCAACCUUGCACAUCACAAGAUUGAACACAAGAAACCAAGGAGUAACUAACACAGAUUCAAAUUCAGGGGUAGGGUUCAGGCCGGGCUUUGAUCCAUCGGCGCCUCAGAACAGUGCAGGAGUUGCUGAGCCUCCACGACGACCAGAAAACAAUCAAGACACCGUAGCCAACCCCGUGCAGAUUCCUGGGCAAGCUGACAUUCGACAAGCAGAAGGCGGUCCGAACCCCGGUUCCAUGAAUUCAUUCAGUUCUAUGUUAUUAUGGAUCUUAGGGGGUGCUUCAUCUGAGGGUCUCAACUCGUUUUUUUCAAUGUUCAGAGAUGUUAGAGACCAAGGACAAGUUUUUGCUGAAACUCCUCACGAUGAAAACCGUGAGAAUCAGGAUAAUGACAGAUAGUGGUAGAAUAUUAGAUUUUGAUCAUAAGUACUUGUUAAUACUUAAUAUAGGAAUAUUGUACGGCAUAUCAUAUAGGUGACUGAACUUUCUCUCUCUUUGGUCCAAAUGAAAAUAAAACUAACGAAAAAAAAAUGUGUAUAUAA
This is a messenger RNA of Arachis ipaensis, 2450 nucleotides long. The record is from RefSeq and is a predicted model, not a curated record. NCBI's taxonomy places the organism in Eukaryota, Viridiplantae, Streptophyta, Magnoliopsida, Fabales, Fabaceae.